This is a messenger RNA of Mollisia scopiformis, 1440 nucleotides long. RefSeq names its product aquaporin. Gene Ontology annotation, molecular function: water channel activity. Bases 1 to 1338 code for a protein of 445 amino acids. The transcript has 4 exons. Gene Ontology annotation, biological process: transmembrane transport. The record is from RefSeq and is a predicted model, not a curated record. Gene Ontology annotation, cellular component: plasma membrane. NCBI's taxonomy places the organism in Eukaryota, Fungi, Ascomycota, Leotiomycetes, Helotiales, Mollisiaceae.
AUGAAUAUUAACGAGCCAAAGAGAGGCGGUGGAUUCGCCAUCCCCUUCCUCAACACCAACAAGAGGAAGGAGAGGGCAAUCCGAAGGAAGGAGAGCUUCAAUUCUCUACGAUCAAACCGCAUUCCGUUCUUGCAUCACCUGCCUGACAAUAUCCGCAACCAUUUCGUUGCUACCAGUGCUGAGUUUGCUGGCACCACCCUGUUCCUCUUCUUCGCAUUUUCAGGGACACAGGUUGCUUUGCUGGCAUCGCCCGCGAGUACCACCAAUGAAGUCGGUACGCUGAGUGAUCCUAGUCAAUUACUCUUCAUUGCCUUGAGCUUUGGAUUUUCUUUAGCAGUCAAUGCUUGGGUAUUCUUCCGAAUCAGUGGUGGUCUCUUCAACCCAGCUGUAACGCUAGGAAUGUGUCUUGUUGGUGCACUACCUUACAUUCGUGGUAUUUGUCUUACGGUCGCUCAAAUCCUGGGAGGAAUCACCGCAGCCGCAAUCUGCUCAGCCCUCUUCCCUGGACCUCUAACAGUUCGCACCAAUCUCGGCGGUGGUACAUCAGUGGUGCAAGGUCUUUUCAUCGAAAUGUUCCUUACAGCAGAAUUAGUCUUCACAAUCUUCAUGCUUGCAGCAGAGAAGCACAAAGGAACAUUCAUCGCCCCAAUCGGCAUCGGACUUUCCCUCUUCAUCGCUGAACUCACAGGCGUCUACUUCACCGGCGGAUCCGUGAACCCAGCCCGCUCCUUCGGCCCCUCAGUCGUCUCCCAUCAAUUCCACACCUACCACUGGAUCUACUGGGUCGGACCCAUCCUCGGUUCCCUCCUCGCCUCCGGCUUCUACCUCUUCAUCAAGAUGCUCGAAUACGAAACCGCAAACCCAGGCCAAGACCGCUCCAAAGAAGAAAAGGGAGAGCACUUCAACCCGGACGCCCAUGCGCGCGUCUCCUUCGCGGCUGAAGACUACGCUGAGCAAGGCAUGGCCGGUCCGAACCCGAAUGGGAACCUGAGAAGAAUCGGGACCCCGAAGGAAUAUGGUGCUGAGAGGCGACCGUUCUCGGAUUCGCCUGCGCCGCCGCAUCCUAAUGAUCAGUUUGCGGGGUUGGCGGAUGGGGGCAUGCAUGCUAACGAAGUCAUCAAGCCGAUGGAUACGAGGGGGUCGGGGUCGGAGCAGACGUUGGGUGGGAAUUCGGUGUCUCAUACGGGCACGAUGGCGCAAAAGAGUGCUAUCAAGCCUGGUAGUAGGAAUGGGGUUCCAAGUGGUGGCAAUGAAGGCAGUCUGAGGAAUAAUACUUAUAAUAAUAUGAAUAUGGGACGGGGUUUGCCUGGUGAUGAGGAGUUUUAUGAUAAAGCUUAAACGAAGGGGAAUAAGGAUUACGAUGUACACGACUUUGAAUUUUAUAACAGCAACGAAGCGAGGAGUUUGGAAAUGUAUAUAAUUUACUCACUGGAAUUGAAU